Molecule: messenger RNA, 2683 nt
Organism: Exophiala mesophila
Lineage: Eukaryota; Fungi; Ascomycota; Eurotiomycetes; Chaetothyriales; Herpotrichiellaceae
Exons: 1
Coding region: 301-2460 (719 amino acids)
Molecular function (GO): protein binding
Source: RefSeq, a predicted model, not a curated record
CCGACCUCUACCCUCAAUCUCGACGUCUGACCUUUGUCCCAUCGACGCUCUGGGCUCGUGCUGUUGCCGCUCAGAGAUACACCAUCGUUUUCUUGAUCUGCAACUUUUGUCUUGCCUCACCGGGCCUCCUGCGCACACCUGUGUUACACCGCUACUCUCUGCCUCCACCACGAUUGCACCCCCCGGGACCUCGCAAUCCCGUCUCCUUUGUUUGCAAUUCGAUUCUAUGUCGAACUGAAAUCCAUCUUCUUGACGGUCCACCGGUACAUUCACCACUCUCUUCCCAAUAUUGCGCCCACCAUGUCACACAAUGAGCCACCUACCGUUGUCCCUCGACGUCGGACUUCAGUCCUCGUUCGAGAGCGCCCCCGAACGGCUUAUGACUUUGACAAUAUGACUGACAACUACGUUACUCUUGCCCGACCCGUCACUCGCAUGUCUUUCAUUCCCAGCUCAAACUCCUGCGACUUGCUCGACUGGCAGAGAUUUUCUCUUCCCCAGGGAAAUAUCGUCCAACCACAUUCCAACGAUCACUUUACAGACCCUUUUGCCGAUUUCUCUUCCGACUCAACCCCUCCGCCUGCGCUGCAUCAGCGGCGCUAUUCCACCUUGACCCAAUCAUUCAAGCACGGCAUGUCAGAACUCAAGUCUCUGACUCGGAGGAUGUCCUUGACAGUCAAGAGCAAGACUAGCAAGCAAAAGGACGACUUGCUCGACAGACGACCCCAAGGCCCUACUCGCCCCUCGCCUAAGGACGUGUUAGAUUUCUCCGAUACCGUUAUGGCCCCACCAAAGUCGCGAGGUCGCCUACUCUCGUCCCUGCCUUCUAGACGCAGACCUUCUUUGCCGUUGCUUCAGAUGGAGACCUUUAGGGAGCCAACCAUUGACACGACCGAUCCCCUUUUUCGAAGUUCUCGCAACCGUGGACAGCCAGUGCUCUCUGACCUGGUCUUUGGUGGCGCUGGCGCCAGGGCCGCCGCGGCUGCACAAAACGAGCUUUUCCAUGCUUCGCGGACACCACCACUUCCCCCGUACGAGCCCCGGGAAGUUGACCAAAGCAAAGUGGAGCAGGACGCGGAGAGCGGCAUCGGCAUCGUGCUAGAUACACGCCCCAGCCGUGAAUCUUCUCCGGCAAACACUCAUGUCUUGUGCCGAGAUCCAACCACCCUACUCGCGACUGAAUUGCUCGAGCACAUUCUUUCCUUCUUGGACAUCAAGUCCUUGAUGCAAGCCUCUUUGGUGUCUCGCAAAUGGAACGAACUCUCUCAAUCACAAGCCGCAUGGAAGCGGGUCUUCUAUCAAGAAUACGGAUCCCAGGCACCUACGCUCUCGUCACAUACCGCGGGUCUCGGUAAGAACAAACCCGGACAAGACUUCCGCAAGCUGUUCCAGGUGCGAACCUUGAUCGACAAGCGAUGGAGGAAUGGUGAAGCUGCCGCCAUCUACCUAAACGGUCACAAGGACAGUGUCUACUGUGCCCAAUUCGACGAGCACAAGAUCAUUACAGGGUCGAGGGACAACACCAUCCGAAUUUGGGACGCACAUACAUAUCAAUGUAUUCGAAAACUGGGCCCGCCAAAUAAUCCGAGAGAAAGACAAAAGCUAGUCCCGCCCCCGGUGGAGCCUCAGGGAGUACUCCCCUUUUUCAAGGCCGAUGUGUCUUCCCCGGACCCACCUGCAACCGAGAUCAACUUAUGGCACCAAGCCUCGGUGCUGUGUCUGCAGUAUGACGAUGAAAUUCUAGUGACGGGGUCUUCAGACUUUUCCUGCCUGGUCUGGUCGAUCAAGGACAAUUACCAGCCCAUGUUCCGCUUGAUCGGCCACCAUGCUGGAGUCUUGGACGUUUGUAUCGACAAACAUCGAAUUGUGACUUGUUCCAAGGACACCACGAUCAAGGUUUGGGACCGAAGUACUGGGCGACUACUCCAGACUCUCUCGGGACAUCGAGGCCCUGUCAACGCCGUUCAGGUUCGCGGAAACUUGCUGGCCAGCGCUAGUGGCGAUGGCAUGUCCAAGCUGUGGCGAUUGGAAGAUGGCGUUUGUAUCAAAGAAUUCCAGUCCAAGGACCGUGGUCUGGCCUGUGUCGAGUUUUCGGAAAACGGAAGGACAAUCUUCGCGGGCGGAAACGAUCAGGUCAUCUAUGAAUACGACACUGUGACGGGCGGCCGGAUCCGAGAGCUCAAAGGGCACCGUGACCUGGUACGGUCGCUUCACUUGGACACGGCCAACUCACGCAUCAUCAGCGGCAGCUACGAUCACUCGAUCAAGGUGUGGAAUGCCACCCAGGGCUUAUCCGACGAGGAUGGCGGCUUGCAGAUCAACUUUGAGGGAUGGACGUCGAGCUGGAUUCUCGCGGCCAAAAGCAAUUAUCGCAAGAUUGUGUGCACCAGCCAGGACGGAAGGGUGGUGAUUAUUGAUUUUGGUUACGGCAUUGAUGGCGUGGACUUGGUCGAAGGCUGAUUUACGACGCAUACCAAGUGACCCCCUCGAUUCUGGCGGUGUCCUUGACGUACACGGUGGUGGUUGACUUGCAUUUUCUUUGAGCGAGGCGUUUCGGUUUAUAAUGCAGCUUGAACAUAUUACAACGCCGUACAACCUGCAUAGCUAUGUGUAUUUAGUAUGAACCUGGAGAGAGACUUCUUCAAGGCGAGACAUAGUAACACGUGGAGAUGUAUAUUUCUUG